AUGGGUCUUCUAGCUCUGGGAACCCCUCUGCCUUGGAAUGAGGCAAAGCGAUAUGCGGACCAUGUCCGCUACCACGGCAUCACCCAGUUCCUCCAUACAUGGAAUAGGCUGAAGGAGAGGCAAGGGGACGAAUUGCUUUGGGGCGACGAGAUUGAAUACAUGGUCGUCGUCCUUGAAGAUGCCGCCAAGUCUGCGAGACUAUCUUUGCGCCAGACUGAAAUACUCGACAAACUCAGCCGCAUCGUAGAUAACAUUAGUUCGGAAUGCCCAAAGUCCAUUUCCGUACCGACGUUCCACCCGGAAUACGGGCGCUAUAUGUUGGAGUCUACACCUGGGUCACCGUAUACCGGCUCCAUCCCCGACAUCCUGUCCGUAGAGGCCAAUAUGCGCUACAGGCGCAAUUUGGCUCGCAAACACUUGAAGUCAAAUGAAGUUCCCCUCACGCUGACCUCUUUUCCGCUAUUGGGGAUUCCAGGUCAAUUUACGGAGCCGUACUAUGACCCUGUUGGCGCUAUAUCGAGCCAUAGUUUGUUUCUUCCUCAGGAAAUAACAAAUCCGCAUGCGCGGUUCCCGACGCUUACGGCGAAUAUUAGACAGCGACGGGGCUCCAAAGUUGCCAUAAAUCUGCCAUUGUUUGUAGACGCUAAGACGCCUCAACCAUUCGUAGACCCUGCGAUCCCAUGGGAGCGCGACAUAUACCCAGAGGAUUCAGAUGCGAAGAACGGAGCGGCCCUUGCAGACCACAUUUACCUCGAUGCAAUGGGCUUUGGCAUGGGAUGCUGCUGCCUCCAAUUAACGUUCCAAGCUUGUAAUAUCGAUGAAGCCCGACGAAUGUACGAUGCAUUAAUACCCAUAAGUCCUAUCCUCCUUGCUUUGACCGCUGCGAGCCCCGUAUGGCGUGGAUACCUUGCUGAUGUUGACUGUCGAUGGAACGUUAUUGCCGGCAGCGUCGACGAUCGUACUGACGAAGAACGCGGAUUAAAGCCUUUGAGAAAUAGCCGUUUUAGAAUUCCGAAGUCACGCUAUGACAGCGUCAGCCUCUAUAUUUCCAACGACUGGAAAAAUAGACCGGAUUACAACGACAUUUACACUCCUUACGAUGAGGCGAUUUUCAACCGUCUGAAAGAUAAUGGAGUUGACAGUUUGCUGGCCAAACAUAUUUCUCAUCUUUUCAUCCGCGAUCCUCUCGUCGUGUUCACCGAAACCAUCGAUCAGGACGACAAGUCCAGCACCGACCACUUCGAGAAUAUACAAUCGACGAACUGGCAGACCAUACGUUUCAAGCCUCCUCCCGCCAACUCUCCAAUAGGCUGGCGUGUGGAGUUUCGCAGUAUGGAAGUCCAGAUGACGGACUUCGAGAAUGCGGCUUUCGCUGUGUUCGUGGUGCUCCUUACACGAGCAAUCUUAAGCUUUCAUCUUAAUUUCUAUAUCCCCAUAUCGAAGGUAGAUGAAAACAUGGCCAGGGCCCAGCUGCGAGGUGCCUCUGCGUUGGGAAAGUUCUACUUCAGGAAGAACGUUCACACUCAAGGCAACAGCGGCCCGUCCAGUGGAUCGGCUUCGCCUGUCAAUGGCAACGGUUCUCAUCCAGUGAAGGAGAAGAAGUUGAGGAAUUGUUUCCCUGCGCCACCACACCCGGAGAAUGGUAUCAACCAUGAACCCGUGGAAAGUGAAUACGAAGAGAUGUCGAUGAAGGAAAUCAUGACUGGCAAGGGAACAAACUUUCCGGGACUGCUGGGAUUAGUAUCAGAAUACCUGGACACUCUAGAUAUUCCAACCGAUGAAUUGCGGAAAAUCAACGCGUAUUUGGACUUUAUCCGUUUGAGGUCUACAGGACAACUGCAAACACCGGCCUCAUGGAUCCGAGACUUUGUGCGUUCGCAUCCCGAUUAUAAGCAGGACUCGGUCGUUAGCCAGGCGAUAAACUAUGAUCUAUUGGUUGCUGUUGACGAGAUUGAACGGGGAGUGCGUAGUGCUCCUAGCCUUCUACCGAAGAAGUAUAGAGGAGGCCAUGCUGACCAAGGUUCAAUUGGAAUCUAA
Molecule: messenger RNA, 2037 nt
Organism: Pleurotus ostreatus (oyster mushroom)
Lineage: Eukaryota; Fungi; Basidiomycota; Agaricomycetes; Agaricales; Pleurotaceae
Exons: 14
Coding region: 1-2037 (678 amino acids)
Biological process (GO): glutathione biosynthetic process
Cellular component (GO): glutamate-cysteine ligase complex
Molecular function (GO): glutamate-cysteine ligase activity
Source: RefSeq, a predicted model, not a curated record